UGCUGCCAUAUCUCGGCAGGCGCAGCGUGGGUCCAAGUGCAGGGCCAAGAUCCACUCAAUUUUUAGCGCAAGGCGAAAGUGACCUUGAAGCUUCAACACCUUGAACCGGCUGACGGUAAUCUGUACUUCGCCGUAUCAAUCCAUCACGAACCACGCCCCGAUCAUCAAUAUUCAUCAUGAGCCCAAACGGCGAGCCCGAGGUUGGCUCGGAUGGACCAAGACAAAAGGGCAAGGCUACUCCCGACACUCUCAAGGUCGGAUGUAUCGCCCACGUCACGAAAGACGGCCAACCACGUCGCGCCGAGAUCCUCAGUAUCAAAGAGACCAAGAGUGGGAGGCAGUUUUACUGCAACUUUGACAACUUCAACAAGCGGUUAGACGAAUGGGUCCCUGUUUCUAGAAUCGACUUCGCCCAAGAUGUCGAAUGGCCCAACCCCGAGAAGGACAAGCAGAAGGACGCCAAGAACAAGAAGUCGACGGUGGUAUCCAAGAAGUCGCAGCCAUCGAAAAAGACGCAGAAAAAGGUCGGCAAGCGGGAGCAGUCGGUUGCUUCAGAAGGUCAGACACCACACCCCUGGACCGAGUUUGUCGAAUCUCAAAACAAGCCAGAUGGGGAGGACAGGGCGAACGCGAGCCUGGAGGUUGGCGCGACGCCUGGCGUCGGCCCCGACGAGAUGGAACUGGACGAGGAUGAGACGCCGGCCAGUGCCGCCAAGAAGGAGCACGCCCAGUCGUUCAGCCGAGAGCAGGAAAUCGAAAAGCUGCGGACUUCAGGCUCUAUGACGCAGAACCCGGCCGAGAUCUCCCGCAUCCGGAACAUCUCACAAGUUGAGUUUGGCCGAUACGUCCUUUUCCCCUGGUAUUUCUCUCCCUACCCGGAGGUGUUUGGCCGGGAGGACAGCAUCUACAUAUGCGAGUUCUGCCUGAGCUACUACGGCGAUCUCAAGUCGUUUUCGCGCCACCGCCAAAAGUGCACCUUACAGCACCCGCCGGGAAACGAAAUCUACCGUGACGAUUUUGUAUCCUUCUACGAGAUCGACGGCAGACGGCAGCGAACAUGGUGCCGGAACCUAUGCCUGCUGUCCAAGAUGUUCCUCGACCACAAGACGCUCUACUAUGACGUGGAUCCCUUCCUCUUCUAUGUCAUGACAACGAGGGAUGAGAAGGGGUCGCACCUCAUCGGGUACUUCUCCAAGGAGAAAGAGAGCGCGGAUGCAUACAAUGUCGCCUGUAUCCUGACGCUACCUCAAUACCAGCGGAAAGGGUACGGCCGGCUGUUGAUCCAAUUUUCGUACGAGCUCUCCAAGAUCGAGGGCAAGCUCGGAUCUCCAGAGAAGCCGCUCUCGGAUUUGGGUCUGCUGAGUUACCGGCAGUACUGGUCCGAGAACAUCCUCGACUUGCUGCUGAUGUACAGCGAGGGGCAGGAGAAGUGCACGAUUGAGACCAUCGCGACGCGGCUCGCCAUGACGACGCAAGACGUCGAGCACACCCUGCAGGCACUCAAGAUGCAGGUAUACCACAAAGGAGAGCACAAGAUCGUGAUACCCGAGAAGCUCGUACAGCAGCGGGAAAAGUCCAAGGCCAAGCAGAAACGCGUUAUCGACCCCGAGAGGAUCCAGUGGAAACCCCCGGUCUUUACAGCUGCUAGUAGAACAUGGGGAUGGUAGUCUUAGGUAUCGGAGCUGGAAGCGUAUGUGGGUGGUCAGGUUGGUUCGGCGGUGGUCAUUUGGAGUAUUUAUCGGUGCAAUGGGAAAGCGGGAUACGGUGCAUAAAUACAUAUACCCAUUAACAGCAUCAGAGAGGCUGUCGUUCUUUGCUCUGGUACCUAAGCCGUCAUAAUUCACGUAACGGAUCCAUUAAACUCG
Chaetomium fimeti is the source of this 1865-nucleotide messenger RNA. Its product is annotated as acyl-CoA N-acyltransferase. NCBI's taxonomy places the organism in Eukaryota, Fungi, Ascomycota, Sordariomycetes, Sordariales, Chaetomiaceae. Gene Ontology annotation, biological process: positive regulation of transcription by RNA polymerase II; negative regulation of DNA-templated transcription. Gene Ontology annotation, molecular function: transcription coregulator activity; histone H4K16 acetyltransferase activity. The transcript has 2 exons. Bases 177 to 1667 code for a protein of 496 amino acids. Gene Ontology annotation, cellular component: chromatin; MSL complex. The record is from RefSeq and is a predicted model, not a curated record.